GCAGGGCGAGGGCUGGGCUGGCGGCCCGGGGCCGGGUUGCCCGGCGCGCUGCAGGCGGCGGCAGGCCCGGGCCGCGGAGCGGGGUCCCGAGGUCGGGAGCCCCGGGCGGGCGGUGGGAGCCCCGCCGGGAGCCCUGCUGGUGGUCGCGGGCCUGCCGCAUCUCACCCGGGUCCUUCUUCCCCCAAGCAGACCCCGCCUGCGGGUCGCGCAGCGCGACCAUGGUCUCCAAGUCCGACCAACUGCUCAUCGUCGUGUCCAUCCUAGAAGGUCGCCAUUUCCCCAAGCGUCCAAAGCAUCUGCUUGUAGUGGAGGCAAAGUUUGAUGGAGAGCAGUUGGCUACUGACCCUGUGGGGCACACCGACCAGCCAGAAUUUGCUACCGAGUUAGCCUGGGAGAUCGACAGGAAAGCCCUCCAUCAGCACAGGUUGCAGCGUACGCCUAUCAAACUGCAGUGUUUUGCCUUGGAUCCUGUAUCUUCAGCCAAGGAGACUAUAGGUUACAUUGUUCUAGACUUAAGAACUGCUCAAGAAACAAAGCAGGCUCCAAAAUGGUACCAGUUGUUGAGCAAUAAAUACACCAAGUUCAAGACUGAGAUACAGAUAGGCAUUGCUUUGGAAACAGAUACAAAGGCCCCAGUGGAUAGUUUUAAAGCCAAAGGAGCCCCCCCUCGAGAUGGAAAAGUACCUGCCAGCCUGUCUGGACUCGACCCCAAGGACAUUGUGGUGGUGCUAAAUGAGGAGGGAGGCUACCAUCAGAUCGGCCCAGCAGAGUACUGCUCUGACUUCUUCAUUAUGUCGGUGACCAUAGCCUUCGCCACCCAGUUGGAGCAGUUAAUUCCAUGUACCAUGAAGCUUCCAGAAAGACAGCCUGAAUUUUUCUUUUACUAUUCUUUGCUGGGAAAUGAUGUUACAAAUGAACCCUUCAAUGAUUUAAUCAACCCAAACUUUGAGCCAGAGAGAGCAUCUGUUCGAAUACGUAGCAGCAUAGAAAUUCUUCGUGUUUACCUGGCUCUUCAGUCUAAACUACAGAUACAUCUUUGCUGUGGAGACCAGUCACUUGGAAGUACAGAAGUACCCUUAACUGGACUCCUGAAAAAGGGGAGUACAGAAAUCAACCAGCGCCCAGUCACAGUCGAGGGUGCUUUUAUUCUUGACCCUCCAAACCGAGCCAAACAAAAGCUUGCGCCUAUCCCUGUGGAGCUAGCCCCGACUGUCGGCGUGUCUGUGGCUCUGCAGAGAGAAGGCAUAGAUGCCCAGUCUUUAAUUGAGUUAAAGACCCAGAAUGAACAUGAACUACAGCAUUCAAAGAAGCAAGUUUUAACUCCUAUAAAAGAGAAGACACUCACUGGGCCAAAGUCACCAACUGUGUCCCCUGUUCCACCUCAAAACCCAUCACCUCCCACAAAAGAUGAUGCAACAGGAAGUGAAGCGGAAAGCUUGCAGUAUGAUAAGGACACAAAACCAAAUCCAAAGGCCGUCGGUCCUUCCAUACCUGCUUCUGUGGCCCAGCCAGUACCCGCAUCCCAUGCUUCAGAAACAGCCUCAGGACAGAAGAUUGCCGUGCCGGCGACAUCACAUCAUUUUUGCUUUUCGAUAGACUUAAGGAGUAUCCAUGAUUUGGAAGUUGGUUUUCCAAUCAACUGUAUAUUAAGGUACUCCUAUCCAUUCUUUGGUAGUGCAGCUCCCAUUAUGACUAAUCCUCCCAUAGAAGUUCGCAAAAACAUGGAGGUUUUUCUUCCACAGUCUUAUUGUGCGUUUGAUUUUGCAACUCUCCCUCAUCAGCUGCAGGAUACCUUCUUAAGGAUUCCAUUGCUGGUUGAAUUAUGGCACAAGGAUAAAAUGAGUAAAGAUUUACUUCUGGGGAUCGCCAGAAUCCAGCUUUCUAACGUCCUGUCUUCAGAAAAAACUCGCUUUUUAGGUUCCAGUGGUGAACAGUGUUGGCGUCAGACUUACAGUGAAAGUGUGCCUUUCAUAGCCGCACAGGGGUCAAACAACAGGAUAAUGGAUCUUUCUUACACAGUAACUCUUGAAGAUUAUGGACUCGUAAAAAUGCGUGAGAUCCUUGUCUCUGAUUCGUCUCAGGGUUUAUCUGCUGUGCAGCAGAAGCCACCUUCUGUUCCUCCGGCACCUUGUCCUUCAGAAGUCCAGACAGAGCCUCGAGAAACCUUAGAAUACAAAGCUGCUCUGGAGCUGGAAAUGUGGAAAGAGAUGCAGGAAGACAUUUUUGAAAAUCAGCUAAAGCAGAAGGAAUUGGCUCAUAUGCAGGCUCUUGCAGAAGAAUGGAAGAAAAGAGACCGAGAGAGAGAAUCGCUUGUAAAGAAAAAGGUAGCUGAAUAUACUGUUCUAGAAGGAAAACUUCAAAAAACCCUAGUUGACUUAGAGAAGCGAGAGCAGCAGCUUGUCCUUGCAGAAUCGGAGGUUCAAAGAGAAAGAAAGGAACUGAAAUUAGAACGUGAACGGAACCUGCAAGAACUUCAGGACUCUAUCCGGAGAUCCAAAGAGGAUUGUGUGCAUCAAGUCGAACUCGAGAGGUUGAAGAUGAGACAGCUUGAAGAGGACAAACUCCGACUGCAGCAGCAGCUUAAUGAUGCUGAAAAUAAGUACAAGAUUUUGGAAAAAGAGUUUCUUCAGUUCAAGGAUCAGCAAAGCAACAAACCAGAAAUCCGUCUACAGUCUGAAAUAAAUCUUCUCACCUUGGAAAAGGUUGAACUUGAAAGGAAGUUGGAAUCUGCAACUAAGUCUAAACUGCAUUACAAGCAGCAGUGGGGACGAGCUUUGAAAGAACUUGCCAGACUUAAACAGCGGGAGCAAGAAAGUCAAAUGGCUCAUCUGAAAAAACAGCAAGAAGAGCUGGAACAGAUGCGACUACGCUACCUGGCUGCUGAGGAAAAAGAUACGGUGAAGGCCGAGAGACAGGAAUUACUGGAUAUCAGAAAUGAAUUAAACAGGUUAAGGCAACAAGAACAGAAACAGUACCAGGAUUCCAGAGAGAUUGCGAGCGGAAAACUGGACAGCCCGCAUGGCAAUGCCCUGGAAGAGGGUUUGGAUGAUUAUUUGACUCGACUCAUAGAAGAAAGGGAUACUUUGAUGAGGACGGGUGUGUAUAAUCACGAGGAUCGAAUAAUAAGUGAACUAGACCGACAGAUCAGAGAGGUUUUGGCAAAAAACAAUGCCAGUAAUUAAUACCAUUUGGAAAAUCUUUACAGAGACUCCAGACCUGAAUAUUAAUUUCAUUGUAAAACCCUCGAAAGAAGGGAAAAUGAAUAUUUUAAAACCAAUUUUCAAUUUUUUAUAAGCAAAGUUUUGUAUGUUACUGUACAGUAUUUAUUUGACUUUAUUUACUUUAUGCUACCUCUCCCACUCUGGUUUUAUUUGUAAUUGCAUUUUAUAUACUCAUUUUAAAUGACUUUUCAGUGUUUCUCAUAAUUUAUAAUUUCCUGGCUAACUUUCCCAGCAGCUUUUCACGAGAUUUGUCCUUAGAGAAAUGACUGCAGUAAUUUCCAGUUGUAUAAUUUUUCACAUUGAGCUGAAAGAAUAUAUGUUGCACUUUAAAAAUGCUGCAUCCUAUUCAUUUGAAUAUGGCUAUCUUGAAAGUUGAGGCCAACUGUAAAUAAUUUAUUUUACUUUAGACAGCCUGUGUUUUUAACUUGUAAUAUUGGACAAGUUUGAAAACAGAGAGCAAGAUCAAUGCAGAGAAGCGCUAGGCUCUAUUGAAUGACAACCUAGGCAUUUAUUUAAAUAAAGUUCAUAUAGAAUAAA
Lontra canadensis (Northern American river otter) is the source of this 3758-nucleotide messenger RNA. RefSeq names its product centrosomal protein 120 (gene CEP120). The coding region runs from base 219 to 3182 and encodes 987 amino acids. The record is from RefSeq and is a predicted model, not a curated record. Gene Ontology annotation, biological process: positive regulation of centriole elongation; centrosome cycle; interkinetic nuclear migration. Gene Ontology annotation, cellular component: centriole; centrosome. Lineage: Eukaryota; Metazoa; Chordata; Mammalia; Carnivora; Mustelidae. The transcript has 20 exons.